AGUAACAUACCACAUGGUUUGAUAACAAAACUAUCAUUUGCACGUUUUAUUAGUUACGCUUUGAUGUAACUCUUUCCUACAUAUAAGAACAAAACAUUGGUUUAGGGACUUUGUGGUGCACUAUAAAUUGUGAUAGCAUUUAUUUUCUCUAGGAGUUGCUGCCAUUUGAUAUCAGAUCACUGAAUUGUAUGAUGCAGCUAAACAAAAAUGAGUCUAAAUAGUCUACAUAAGAAAAAGAUGACAACGGUGCUGCCGCCAUUUGAAAUCAGUUGGAUGCGGAUAUGUAUGGUACAGAUGAUUAUCCAUUGAAAACGUUACUGAGCUAGUACUAGCCAAGGAUGACAACGAGUGAAGAAGAAAUAACAAGGGGUCAUGAACUUUACUUGAGACAUCUUCUACUUCUGGGGCAAGCUGCACCAGUGGGUGUAAAGGCCGUUAUUGAAAGAGAAGUCAGGAAACGAUACAUGGGAAAUCUUGCCAAUCUUUUAGCUGAAAAGAAGGAUACUUUCAAAGAGUUUCCUCAGCUGUUUCAAGAUGAUGAAGUGAAUGCAAAUAUUGAUUCGUGGGACAUACACUUGCUCUGUGUUGUAAUAUUGGUCCUACUUAAGUCGUGUCUUACCAAAACAGAGCUGGAAGCAAUAUUAUGCAUAAGUGACCAAAGAAAAGACUUAGAUAAUUAUGCCCACUGUGCUUCGCUUAACUACAAGACUUUCGAGACAAAAUGGGAUCCAUUACAUUCUGCAAUUCUGGAUCUUAUCAAAGGCAUUGAUGACGAGACAGCAAAAUUUGAGUGUAAACGAAUGAUUCAUUCCUUUAAAUCAGAAUCCGUCAGAGUUAACAUUGAAUUGAUAAACAAAAUGAAACAGACGAAAGAUGUCAACCUGCAUGUUCAAAUGGCUAUACAGGACAAAGUCGUCCCAAAAAUUCAUGGAGGAGACGAUGUCCGUUGUUACCAAAACAAGCCGCUAGGAAAACAAACUGACAACCCAGUAUUUAAAGAGAAUCUUCAAGAUAUGGUUGUCUAUGUUGACGAACCGGCGAUUCUCAGAUGUAAACUCAACGUUUCUGAGAAAGCAGUAAUGUGGGAGCAGGAUGACCAACCGGUAGAGGAAUCGGACAACUUAUUGUUUGUUGACAAGAAAUGUAUCCAAUGGUUAGCGAUAUCUCAUGCAAAGAUAACAGAUACAGGGUUCUAUUCUUGUAUAUGUGAUCAGUCUUCAACAACGGCUUUCCUCAAAGUUUCAGACAAACCUUUGAAGAUAAUCGAGAAGUUACAUGUAGCGACAGCAGAAAUCAACGUAAGAGUGAAUGCGGAUGUCAUCUUAACUUGUACAGUCGACCAGCAUUCAAACAAUAGUGUUUGGCUACAUAACGGCAAAGAAAUUAAACCGUGUGAUAGACUAUGUGUAUCAGUACAGGAACUAGAACAUAAACUCACAAUCCAUAAUGCUACGAUAGAAGAUGAGGGUGAUUACACAGUUGAUUAUGGUGAUGUGAAAUCAAGCACAACUCUAACACUUAAAGGAAAUCUAGUAUUCACGAAACAACUUCAAGACACGUUUGUUUAUGUCGGCGAACCAGCAAUUAUCACAUGCAAACUCAAUGUUUCUGACAAAGCAGUUAUAUGGCGACAUGAUUACAAACCUGUAGAAGCAACAGAUAACUUAAAACUUGUUGCAGAUAAAUGUACGCACUGGGUAGCGAUUUCAAAUACAAAGUUGACAGAUGCAGGAUAUUAUUCGUGCGUAUGUGGCAUAGAAUCAACAAAGGCUUCCCUCAAAGUUUCAGAAAGACCUUUGAUGAUAACCGAGGAAUUGCAUGUAACUACAGCAGAGGCAGAUGUCAGAGAGAAUAUGGAUAUUGUUCUAAUGUGUUCGGUAAGCCUACAUACGAAUAAAGUGAUAUGGAAACAUGAUGGCACAGAAAUCAUAUCAUGUAUAAGACGCCAGGUCACAGUGCAUGGACUAGAACACAAACUGACAAUUAGGAAUGCAACGUUUGAGGAUGACGGUGAUUACACAGUUGCCUUUGGGGAGAAAAAGUCAAGUACAAACUUGAUAAUAAAAGGCAAUCUUAAUCUUUUACACAAAAAGCAACUGACAGAAGAUCUGUUCCAAAACUGGAUCAGAGGUGCUCUUGGUAUAAAAUAUUUGAAACAGGGUAUACAGGAGUUUGCUGAAAAUUCCGUACAAUCUCAUUACUAUGAAAUUAAAAAGCAGCUUCCAUCUAUUGUAUGUGAAAACUGCACAGAAGAUGUUCUUCUCCCAUCACACACACAGGGACAGUGCCCAAGGAAAUCAAAGUGUCUAUGUUCUAAACAGCAAAGAAACAGGAGGGUUUGUCAAAGCCAAGGAUUUUGUAGUAAGUUUUAUGAUAAGAUAUUUUUUGAUCACCGGUUCUUCGAUUUAACGCUUACGAACACAGAUAUACAAUCGUGGGGAAUCGAUCCCUGGAGUGUUGCUACGUGCUAUAUCAGUACUACUGGUUACAGAGGCAAGCCGUCAGCGAACGAGAUUGACUGUUCGGGACUACUGAGUAUGUUGAUCAACAACACUUUUAUCCAUAGAAUUCUUGGUGACGUCGAAAUAAACGGAGAAACAGAUCUUUUUAAACAGGCGAAGGAUACACGCAACGAUAUACUUCACAAUGCGAACUAUGAGUUAUCUGAAGGUCAACUGCAAUGUUAUAUUGAUUUGUUCAAAGACGUUUUGGAAAUGAAAGAUGCCAAAGGCGGAUACCCACUUUCCAGACAACCAGGUGCUCAAGAUGCCAUUAGUAAUCUGAAUGAGUUACAGCAAAAGCAGAUUGAUAUACGUGCAUCUCAAGAUUUUAAAAAGCAAAUACAAGACAUAAGAGAACAUGCAAGGGGUGAAUUAUCGGAGAAGAUAGAGGAGGCCGAGAAGCAAAACAAGAGGAGAGUCCAACAGUUAGAGGAACAAUUAGAAAUGACAGAGAAAGACCUUCAGCUGAUGCGUGACCUCAGAUCAACAAAGGCAAAAAGUGAAAAGACUAAAGUGCCUUUCGAACUAGACCUACAUAUACAAGUUAAUGGACCAACGGGUGAGAUAAGCACAGAAGGGAAUCAACGUAUAUACGAAACCAUGAACAACUACGUAACAAACCGCAAUAUGAAAGUAGAUGCGCAUAUAAACUCUACUGAUCAAUCGGUCAACCGCCUGCUUGGAAAAAUUAGUAAACUUAAAGACUGUAAAAUUUCUGAUGGUUUAAGAACAGAGAAAUCUGCCUGCAUCAAAAUACACUGUUUUACUUGUGACGCAAUUGAAGUGUUUCUCAAGUUAAUCAAUGGAAACGAGUUUCAAGAGGAAGUAGUUGUUCUACAAAAAUGCGUAGAGAGGGAGGAAAACAUAAAAGUACAUGAUGUGAUAGUGAGCUGCUCAUCGGAAAGCAUAGGAAAUACAAGAAAGCGUCUAUAUGGCCGUGGUUCAACCCGAGACUUCAGUUGUAGUAAUCAUCAAGGUACGCAGUGCACGUGGUAUUGUUCUGACCAUGACGUUUUUUGCUGCUCGACAUGUAAGGAGUCAGAUCAUAGAUCCUGUGUUGGAUUAAAGCAAGUCGUAUCAGAAAGGUCUUACGGGAAACAGAAUCAAACGCUUGCCGUUAAACGUAUGAUAGGAAACUAUAAUGUACAGAUAAAGAAUCGUUUGAUUAACAGAGACGACAAUGAUGAAGAUGACUGUGGUAUACGCUGUAUCCAUAUGCUUCCUGAUGGUAACGUUCUCCUUCUUGAUAGUUAUAACAGGAAGCUGAAGAAACUGGACAGUUCGUACAAUGUUGUCAGUCACUGUGAUUUUCCCGUUCCCUAUGAUUUUACUGACGUGUGUUACAUAGGUGACGAUAGAGCUGUUGUCUGUAGUAUGAAUGGUACAAUUCAGUAUGUGAAUGUAUCCGGUAAGAUGAAGCUUGAGCAUAAUGUACAGCUUGACCACAAAUGUUUCGGUCCGAUUUGUCAUGGUGAUACACUCUAUGUCAAAGGUGAUGACGAAAUAUAUACCUAUACCAUAAACUGUCAGGAGAAACAUCUUCUUUACAAAAUAAAAGUAACAUACCUAUUUUCCUCCCGUAUUGCUAUAAGUGAUGACGGUGAACGAAUUUAUAUUACAUAUGGUCAUGCACAACUUAUAACAAUAGAUAACAAAGGAAACCAUCUGUUUACUUUGGAGACUGACACAGGGCAUCCAAUACGAGAUGUAUGUGUUGUUGGGGACGGUACUGUACUUGUAUUAGACACUGAAGAAAGAGUACAUCAGGUUGAUUAUAGCGGUAAACAAAUUCUUGGAACAUUUGUUGUUGACCGGUCAUAUGAUAGAGUUAUAAAACGCAGGUUGUGCUUUGAUAGACAACGAUGUAGUCUAAUCUUAAUAAGCAAGAGAAAAAACUGUAUAUCUGUCUUUAAGCUACAGCAUCGCAAUAGUGAUACAGAUAUGAAUUAACGUACUGGAUGCAAGAAAAUGCUAAAAAGUAUACAUUAGUUUAAACUACAUCUAAUACAUUCAUUGUGUUAAGAGUGAAGAAUAUACAUGAGUUGAAUACGGAAUCCUGUUCGUGCCACUUAAAUUCUCGCCUCGCCAACACGCGACAACGCUAUAAUUAUCGCAUUCUCGCCUUGUCCGAAAACAUUUAUACAUGCGCGAUUUAACAAUCCUCGCGAGAAUUAUCAUCUUAAUUUUCGCAUGUCUUUCUUAAACCUCGCAUCGUGAAAUUGAAAUCCAGUAUACAUAGUUGCCAAUUUGUAAUGUAAAACCUCGCAUUGUCGCCCGGUAAUAAGGAUUAUUUCUUACUACAGCACCGUUUGUGAAAUUUUCUGCUACACCGUUAACAAAGGGAAACUAAGGAAUCCGGUUAGAGUCCCAUUGAAUGCCGACGAAAUAUUGUUAAAAAAAACCAGAAUGAAAACAAUUUUCUACACGCCGUCGGGAAAAUUUGCUAAACUUUGCAAUUUUUGCUUAAAAUAUUAGCCGUAAAAUAAGUGCUUAUGAAAUAUUUAUUUUACGUAAAUAACUGCAAGUAAAACUUUUUGUAGAAAAUGACACUAUUUGAAAGUCUGUAUUAAAAUAGAAAUAUCUGUUCGUCCGUCUGUACGUAAUUUAGGAUAAAAGCUGUAUUUCCGUACGGAAUUAUCCGUGUUUUUCAAUAACUUCAACUAAUUCUAGAAUGUCCAAACAAAAGAUAUUUUUAUGAAAUAACUUCUAUAAAUAAAAUGUAAAUAUUGUCUAAACGCCUUUUCGGCGGCGUUGCGCCGAUAGUGUAUAUACAUUAACAUUUUAAUUAUUUAUGAUGCAUUUUAGGGUGAUUUUAUGUAUUAUUUAAUUUAUUUAGAUAAAUAUUGGAGACUAAUUUUGAAAAGAAUGCGUUAAACAUGAUUAUUUAUCUUUACUUUUUACCGAAUUGCGCUAAAGAUAUCAUGAAUGUGAUGUAAAAAUUACGGGUUCUAAAAUGUAUGUUUUCUAAUUUGAAGAUCAUUCAAAUGAUUCAAAUGUUGAAUACUGAAAUUUAAACUUUUACCAUCUUUGAAUAUAUAUGAAAUCAUUUUAAAAAGUCAACCCUUUUAUUGAAAGUACGUGCUUCUUUUAUUGAUGACACUGUUAUUUACUUGUUUUAUUACUAUAUAUAUCAUUAAAUAUUUUAUUGUUCAUCUUUGAUCUUUCUAUACAAAUGUGUACAUGUACUUUAUAAGUUUUUUUUUUCUAUAUAAUAGAAUCUUAUGAAUUUUAAAGAAAAAAUGUGUCUAUGUGAUUAAUACAGUCUUAUGACUCUAGGUAUGGAAUGAUAAUUUAUACUUAAGAAAUAUAUACCUUUUUUCGUUUUCAUUUAAAUAUCUCUUUAUCACAUAUGAUUAUACAUUGUGCUAUUCCUAUAAUCAUUGAAAUGAAAGAUAUUCGAUCAUAUUCUUUCGAUGAUAAUUUAUUUGCACAGUAUAAAUAAAAUUUGUAUCUUGUAUCUUGUAUCCAUAUAACAUAAGUUUAGCACAGGCUCCGUAUUUUCGUGCACUCUUAGACUUUUUUUAUAACUUAUUUUAAACAGUUCUUAGGUUGAAAACUUUCAUCUUGAAAAUCUUAAACAUAAACGGGCUAAGAAUCUUAAAAAGUAUCUUAGAAAAAAAAAGAAACUUUAAGGAGGCUCGUCUUGAAAUUUAAGAUAAAGACUCGAUUUCUAAGAUAUUUUUUCCGUAUUAUUUUUUUUUCUAUCUUAGAAAAGAUCUUAAAUAACAUCUGUCUCAGACAUAAUAUUAUAUAUUCUUUACGAAAAUAUGGACCAAGAUAAUUAUAACAUUUCAUAAAGAAUGAAAAUUAAAGAUUUUUUUAUAUAAAUUAUACAUAAUAUCUAAAGGCACGAACCAUACUCGUAUUUAUCAUUUAUAUCUAUGAAUGUUUGUUGCUUGUGAUUAAAA
This is a messenger RNA of Mercenaria mercenaria, 6409 nucleotides long. RefSeq lists its product as uncharacterized. The transcript has 17 exons. Bases 339 to 4451 code for a protein of 1370 amino acids. The record is from RefSeq and is a predicted model, not a curated record. NCBI's taxonomy places the organism in Eukaryota, Metazoa, Mollusca, Bivalvia, Venerida, Veneridae. Gene Ontology annotation, molecular function: protein binding; zinc ion binding.